Molecule: messenger RNA, 2004 nt
Organism: Macrobrachium nipponense
Lineage: Eukaryota; Metazoa; Arthropoda; Malacostraca; Decapoda; Palaemonidae
Product: testis-expressed protein 10-like
Exons: 12
Coding region: 164-1957 (597 amino acids)
Cellular component (GO): nucleus; MLL1 complex
Source: RefSeq, a predicted model, not a curated record
GUCCUCAUAAUUAUAAACAUAAAAAACACAACCAAACUACUGUUUGUUUACUUCUCGUUAGCAUGUCGUGUUAUCGUCAGACACCACAUGUCAGCCUAACCCUGUUGAACGCGGAUCUGAGGUUGCAUUAAACUAGGCGACCUUUGCCAAGUUGUAACCAAUAAUGGCGAAGAGUUCAAAAGCAAAAAAAGCCAGGAAAGCUGAUUUUAAAAAGGUGAAAUUAAAAGUUGGAAAGAAACUAAAGAAAGCACAGAAUGAAACAAAGACAGAUUUUAAAGCUCGGAAAAUCAUUCUGAAGGAACAGCUGACUGUAAAGGCAACUAAAACUCUUGUCACCAAGAAACAACAUGACAUCAAAGAACUCCUCUCUCGGUUGAAUUACCACAACGUUUACGUCAGACAAGAUGGUAUUAACGGAUUGCGAGAGCUGGUCAACCGUUAUGAGCCUUCACUAUUACUCCCACACUUGUCAACUUUUAUUGUUCGUGGUGCUCCUGCUAUUUUGGAUUGUGAUCCUCUGAUUAGGACCUCUGCAACUAAAUUUUUGGAGGCCAUUAUUAUUAAAAUGGGCCCAAGCAUUGAGCCAUACUUCAGAGUUUUAGCCACACAUUUGUCAUGUGCAAUGGUACAUCUGAAUGUUGGUGUUCAAGGCGAUUCUCUUCAGUUGAUUAAAGUCCUCAUUAAGCACACUCCGAAACUUAUUGCACGUCAUGCAAACACAGUGCUUACUAACUUUUUAAAUUUAAUUGCUAGAAAGGCAAAAAGUAACAAACAAGAGUCAAAGACAGGACCUUCAAAACCCGUUGUGACCUUCAACUUUUCAGCUCUUCUUCAGCCUAAAGUAAAGAACUCUCUAGCUGGUCAUGCAGGACGCCUUUCACUUCUUGUGGAAUUGUCAAAUUUUCUGGAGGCAGUUUUAGCAGAGCAUGGGCGCAUGCAAAAGGAAAUUCCACAUACAACAUGGGACACAGUUGUGAUGGGAAGUGUCCCUCCAGUCACAUGUGAUGAUUCUGAUAAAGCAGAUGAGCUUUGGCUAUUUACCGACAUAGAGAAAUUGGAAGAGUUUGCCAACACUGUUGUUCGUUUACUUAUGCAGCUUUGGUUAGAAGUUGACGAAGGGAAUUUUGAGGACAGUUCAGCUGGUGGUAAUGCCCUGAAUGAAGAAGGAGUGGAGACCUUGAGUUGUAUUGUUAACAUAAUUAUGCAUAUAUGGCGCAUUACACAGAUAUGCACUCAGGAACAUCCCAGAAAGUGUGGCUGGUUGAAAACACACUUUUCAUCAGAUUUCAUGAGGCGGAUAAUGAAUGGCUUCCCAUUCUGCUGUCAAGUUAGUGCAUUGAAAAGUAAGAAGAGAAAGAAGGAUAAGGAAGCACCGAGUCGUGAAGAUGCAGCAGAAAAACAAAAAUUGAAGCACUGUGAUGACUUGAAUGUACUACUUUCUCUAUUUGGAACGCAGAUGUCAUUAAAAUCUCAUCGGUCUAAAGCUGUGAACUUUCUGUCUCAAUUGCUUCGUGAUGGAAAUAGAGAUGGACAGUACAAUAUGACUGCGGUUGUCAAGAUAAUCAAGGAACUUAUGCCUCCUGCACGAAGACCCGAUAUCCAGACUUUAAUCAGUGCCAGCCACAUCUGUUUUGUUCGACUGCACCCUUUAAAGAAAGACCGUGCACUUCUGUUGGAUCUUUUGCAGGAAGCGUUAGAUAAAGAUCACAGGUAUAUGUGGAGUUACACAAGUGUCACUCAAUGGAUUGAGCAAAUAGUGAAGGAUCUUGUAGGUGGUGAUGUGAGGGAACGUGAACUACAAGUAGCCAUCAAUCUCUGUCUUCGCAACAACACAAAUAUAAGAGGACUUUUACUUAGUGAAAAGGAAAAAAUUCUAGAUGCUGUCAGAAAGAAAGGAAUUCAGGGACUUACUUCAAUUGAACUUGAAAAGAAACUCAGUUUUCUUCUAAAAGUGUGAUUUUUAAAAAUUUGUAACAAAAAUAUAUCAUUUUUCUUAAAACUAAA